AUGAAUAAUAAUAAUAAUGAUUUGACCUCAACAGAUGCUUUUGGCACGAAAGGAGUGAAUGAAAUGAGGAGGAAUGCAUUGUGCGGUGCAGUGGCGCUGGUACCAAGUAUGCCUGAGGAUCGAAUACGACUAGGUGGCCGGCCAGGCCAGCCCAGUCGUCCACCUCCACCUCUCUGGCUCAUUGCUUUGGCCCUGAUGCGUUAUGGAGGCAAUCUGGAGGUGGCAGCACAAAAUGCAAAAACGCCAUCGCCUCGAGAGUCCGAACCAUAA
This is a messenger RNA of Haemonchus placei, 270 nucleotides long. Lineage: Eukaryota; Metazoa; Nematoda; Chromadorea; Rhabditida; Trichostrongylidae. The record is from the annotation of a GenBank genome assembly.